Messenger RNA from Dipodomys ordii (Ord's kangaroo rat), 2216 nucleotides. RefSeq names its product interferon, gamma-inducible protein 16 (gene Ifi16). The record is from RefSeq and is a predicted model, not a curated record. NCBI's taxonomy places the organism in Eukaryota, Metazoa, Chordata, Mammalia, Rodentia, Heteromyidae. The coding region runs from base 302 to 1930 and encodes 542 amino acids. Gene Ontology annotation, biological process: activation of innate immune response; cellular response to interferon-beta. The transcript has 10 exons. Gene Ontology annotation, molecular function: double-stranded DNA binding.
UUUUUGGGAGGAGUCCAGUGUUACAACACCCUGCCCAGGCUCACAGAACAGUGAAAGCUAAACAUCCCUGCUUGAAUUAAGUGACCCAAAUCAGUGCUCUUUUUGUUUUGAGUUUCAAGAUAUCUUCAGAUAUACAUUCCAGGAGAUUGCAACUCUCCUGUGGUUCAUAUUCUGAGAGCUUGGCUGAGUUCUCUCUCUCUCCUCGCACCUAACCAACCCGGACUCAUUGUACAGCUGAAGAUCGAAGCAUCAGGGCAUUGCUGAAGAAAUCUCCAGAGAGGCUCAGACCAUUACUGGCGAUAUGGCAAAUAACUACAAGAAAAUUGUUCUGCUGAAAGGAUUAGAGGGUAUCAGUGAAUAUCAUUUUAAAUUAAUUAAGUCUUUACUGACCAAAGAAUUAAAACUGAAUAGAAAAACACAGGAGAAUUGUGAUAGAAUUACAAUGGCAGACUUGCUGGAAGAAAAGUUCCCAAGUGAUUCUGGAGUGGGCAGACUGAUUCAAUUGUUCAAAGAUAUACCAGGACUUGAAGAUCUCGCUCAAACUCUUAAAAAAGAAAAGACAAAAGUUCAAAGGAAGUCAAAAGGGAAAGAAACCACUUCAGGACAAAAAAAGAAGCAGGAUGAACCCAGUGGUACCCAAUCUACACCUGCCAAAAAUGGAGAUUUGAAACCAAAGAAAGCCAAAGCUAUAAAAACUACAGACUCUGAAAGAAUUAAGGAGCAGAGUCAGAGUCCGGAAUCUUCAAUGACUGGCACACAGAAAACCCAAGGCUCUUCCCAGACUUCUCUGCCUCUUCCACCAAAAUGCAGCUCCUCAAUCAAGCAACCUGAUGCUGUGCCAUCUGUGUCUGGGGUAAAAGAGCAAGGAACAGCUAGUCCACAUCCACAAACGGUGAAGAAAAAGGAAAAAACCACCAAAGUGAAAGACGGGGAACAAAACCUGCAAUUUCAGAGGGAGAUCUCGCUUCCAGGAACUUCAGCCACCAGCACACACUCAGCAAAGGCUCAGCCUCAGACCUCUCCCAAACUUCCUCCUCCUCCUCCCAGCAGUUCCACAGCCAAGGGGAAAAGAGCCACCAAAAUGGAUGACUGGGAAAGAAACUUGCUAUCCAAGAGGAAGCUCUGGCUAGAAGAAUCUUCAGCCACCAGCACACAGCCAGCACAGGCUCAGCCUCAGACCCCUCCCAACCGUCUUCCCCCCACUUCCAGCAGUUCCACAGCCAAGAAACAAAAGCUGCCAACUUUACCUAAGGAACCUUCCAGUGAACAGGGCUACCAGACGGAGCCCAAAGAAGUGAUGGUGCUGAAAGUCACUCCGCUGUUUGUGUACCAAGGAGAGAAAACCAUGUUCCAUGCAACAGUGGCUACUGAGAGCGAAUUCUUCCGUGUGAAGGUGUUUGAUGUCAAGUUGCAGGUGAUGUUCAUCCCAAACAGGAUCAUUAUCAUCACAGAAUAUUUUGGCCACAAUGGGUUCCUGGAGAUAUACAGCAUCACUGGGGUGUCUCCUGGGCAUCCCGAGCAGAAGCUGAACAUCCCAACUACACUGAGGCACAACGCCAGUGCAACACCAAAAAUCAAUUAUCUUUGCUCACUAUGUCCAGGGAAAUGUGUGAACGGGACAUUUUUGGUGUAUAAGAAAACUGUGAGGAAUGAAUGCACUUAUUAUGAAAUACAAGAUAACACAGGGAAGAUGGAAGUAGUGGUGUUUGGAAGACUGACUCAUGUUGACUGUGAGGAAGGUGAUAAAAUCAAACUCGUCUGCUUUGAACUGGGCUUAAGCAUGGACAAGUGGCAGCUGAGAUCCGUCAUUCACAGUUACAUGGAGGUGAUUAAGACCCGGAAAGACAAGACACAUGCUCCCAACCCUGAUUCAAAUAAAGAUACAUCCGAACAGUCCUCCAUUCCGAACUACUGGAAUUUCGCUAAGUAAGAAAGCACUCGCCUAGCAGAUGCUAAGGUUUGAUCUUCUGCACCUUAGAAAAUAAGUCAAUAAAACAAAAGUCUUGUGGAUGUCACCAAUAAUGAUGUUUCUAUUGAUAGAAAAAUAUAAAUGUGUGUGAAUGUGUAGUUAGAACAGUCAAUAAAGAAACCAGUUUGUAAUUCUAGGGAAUGGAAUUUUAGAGGCACUUUUUCCUUUGUUUUUAUGUACUUUAAUGUCUUCCAAAUUCCCUAUUUUGCAUAAUCUGAAGUAAACAAUUUUUCUAAAGCAAUGCUAA